AUGAUUGGCUUCAAGUGGGGCGUGGAUCGCGAUGCUUUGGGGAUGGCCCAGACGGGACAUGCGAGGGCUCGCGUCAUUGAUAUGAAGGCCGUGAUCGCGGAGCUCAUCGCGAUGACGCUCUUCGUCAUCAUCGGCUGUGGCACGGCAUGUGCCAACGGCGCCGGAAAUGCGAGCCAGCGCUUGGUGGUGGCCUUGGCCUUUGGCAUGGGGAUCCUGGUCUUGGCCUAUUCGGUGGGACACCACAGUGGCGGGCAGAUCAACUGCGCCGUGACCCUGUCCUUGGUCUUGGGUGGUCAAGUGCCUUGGUACCAAGGACUCGCGAACUUGUUGGCUCAAUUGCUGGGCAGCUUGCUUGGAGCUGCGCUUUUAUGCGCCGUCUUCCCAUGCAGCCAGGAUAUGACCGGAAUGACCCUGGGCACCAACGUCAUCAAUGAUAACUAUGGAUGGGGAAAUGUGUUGGUCGGGGAGUUCUUGGGCACCUUUAUCCUUUGUUUCGUCGUCUGGGAGACGGCGGUCUCUCCUGCGGCCUCCUGUGGGAAGAACGCCUGCAUCGCGAUCGGCUUUGCCGUCUUCCUGGCGCAUGUGCUGCUGCUGCCCAUCGACGGCUGCUCCAUCAACCCCACCCGAUCCUUUGGUCCAGCGCUGGUGAGCGCCAUCCGGAACUGCCCGGGACGUGUGACCAAAGGCUUGGAGGACCUUUGGGUGAUGUGGGUGGGACCUCUACUUGGAGGUGCAGCGGCUGCAGGCCUUCACUUUGCCUUCAAGCCACGAGGUGUCACAAGCACCAAAGUUCAGGACUUUGACUCCUGA
Messenger RNA from Durusdinium trenchii, 810 nucleotides. NCBI's taxonomy places the organism in Eukaryota, Dinophyceae, Suessiales, Symbiodiniaceae. The record is from the annotation of a GenBank genome assembly.